AUGACUGCCCAGGGAGAAGGGGAUGUGAAGGAGGAGAUACUGCAGCCGCCUGAGCCUCACCCCGUCCCCCCCAUCCUGACUCCGUCUCCCCCGUCAGCCUUCCCCACCGUCACAAACGUACGGCAGGACAACGACCGCUACCACCCCAAACCUGUCAUCCACGUCCUGGCUACACAGAAUAAAGACGCCGACCAGCAGCAGAACAAAUCUGAACCCAGUCUAAACAAGCAGAGCAGUCCCUCAGAGCAGAAAGACCAAAAUCUACAAAGUGGAAAACAGCCGACUCAGGUCUCAAAUCUAGAUCUCAACGACAACUAUAACAACAAAUCAACAUCCAGCAAAUCGGACUCGGGCCAGACGCAGACCCCCUCCUCGCCACUCUCCCCGGCUGUUUUAGAAUGUUCCGGCGUUCCUCGGAUCGAGAGAAAGCUGAGCAUUGAGAUUAAAAAGGUGCCGUUACAGGAAGGACCUCGUAGUUUUGACACUUCCUCCUCCAUGGGGGUAGCAGGCGGAGCGGGCAGCGGCUCAGCCAAUAACGCAGGAGUGCUACAGAGAAGCCACGCCUUCAAAGCCCGCUCUGGCCAAUCCCUGCUCACGUCUAGCUCUUCGCUGUCGGAGGACUCGGGCACAGAGGGAGGAGCGGGUGGGUGUGGGGAGGGUCCUGCAGAGGGGGGGGUCCUCACCAGACCAAACCACCUCCCUGUGAAGAGUGAGAAGGGGGAGACACUCGGGGGGGAGAAACUGGACGUGAAGGGUGGCCAUGCAGCAUGGAGUCAGGCCUGCAACAGUCCUGACAAACACUUCCCCAAAACCUCCUCCUCGUCUUCCUCCUCAGACCGUGCCGCUCCCUCCUCCUCCUCCUCUUCCUCCUCCUCCUCCACUCCUGUUAGGACUGCCCUGAGCUUCACCAACCCCCUGCACUCGGAUAACUCGGACGAGGAGGGGGACAGCGAGAUGUCCGGAGGAAACGAGGGUUACCCUACUAAUGUAUCCAUGGCAACAGCCGUGGUAACAGCAUCCCCUCACCAUGGAGACCAGCUGCCGGUCCGGAAGGUGUCAUCCAUGUCCAUCGCAGGGCAGGGGUCUCCGUCAGCCACAGCAAACUGCUGGGACAGCGACGACUCCCCUCCCCCCCUCCCUGCGAGAACCCCUGAGUCCUUCCUGCUGGCCACAGACCCCCUGGAGGUGAAGUCGUCAGCCUCGGCAGAGUGGAGCGGUUCAAAUAAAGCUGAAGGUGUGGUGCUGCUCCUGUGA
Messenger RNA from Notothenia coriiceps (black rockcod), 1254 nucleotides. Its product is annotated as tyrosine-protein phosphatase non-receptor type 12-like. Gene Ontology annotation, cellular component: cytoplasm; nucleus. The coding region runs from base 1 to 1254 and encodes 417 amino acids. NCBI's taxonomy places the organism in Eukaryota, Metazoa, Chordata, Actinopteri, Perciformes, Nototheniidae. The transcript is spliced from 6 exons. Gene Ontology annotation, molecular function: non-membrane spanning protein tyrosine phosphatase activity. The record is from RefSeq and is a predicted model, not a curated record. Gene Ontology annotation, biological process: protein dephosphorylation.